This is a messenger RNA of Paramecium tetraurelia, 1527 nucleotides long. RefSeq lists its product as uncharacterized. The transcript is spliced from 2 exons. The record is from RefSeq and is a predicted model, not a curated record. Lineage: Eukaryota; Ciliophora; Oligohymenophorea; Peniculida; Parameciidae.
AUGAAUUAAUAUCAUUUAGGCUUCAUAGAUCCUAAAAUAGAGAAUUUGUACUAGCAAUAAUAAUAAUCAAAUUCAAGAUCAGGAGUAUUUAGGUUUAUGUCUUUUGGUUUAAUGAUCACUUACACAAUUAGGGUCAUGUAUUGUUUAAUUGAGAAAAGCGAUUUCCUGUUUUAUUACAAGCUUGCUAUGCUGCUAUAUGUGAUUGUACAAUAUAUAAUCGUGUAAUGGUAACCAUAGUUAACAAGGAUGGCAUUUCUUAUAACCAAUAUUUGUACUAUGGGUCUAGUAAUUGAAGAGGAGAGUUCUCCAGAAAUUCAAAAUCUAAAAGGAGCAAAUCUGAUGACUGUUAAUAUUAUGCUGGUAUUAUCUGGGGAGUUUUUUGAUUCAGUCAUUUAAUUAAUUGUAAUAACAACUUUAAGAAUUUCAUUGCCAUAUAUAACUACAAAUAAUUAAAAUUAUAUGAUCCUUACGAGCACUAUAUUAGCUAAUUUAUCGUUUUUAUUUUACGCCUACACAUAUCACAAAGCCAAGAGAUCCCAAUAUUUAUUAGGCUUGGUGGAGAAUGGUUGGGAUAAAAUAUUUUAUGAAUUGGUUAAAGAUCCUUAUAUCUUGCUGAAAUUCUCUUAUUCCAACUUAAACUUUACUGUUUAAAAGCAGAACAGAUUUCCGUUUAAGAAUUGCCUUGACUUCGACGAAGACAUACCGUAAAGUGAUCAGGAGGAAAGAACUAUAAGACAUUUCUUAUAGAAUGCCUCUUUAGGUAAAACCUCCUUGUCAGAACACAUAUAUGGCAGUAUUAAGAAAUUCCAAAUGAAUUGCUAUGAACAUUUCAAUUAAAUCCUGAGAGUUCGAUUUAAAAGAUAGCUUUUAUAAAUUGAAAUGUCUAUAUUUUAAGCCAAAAACCCAAUGAUUUUAUUGAGGAUCAAUUCAAUAAAUAAGCAUUCUAUAAAGUAACUGAGGAAAUACAAAAAGAGAUUCAUAAUAUACAACAAUACAAUGAUAAAUCUACUAUCAAAGGUAGAAUAAGACACUAAAAAUUCUAUUAUUAUUAAAGAAACAAGAAGGAAAUUAAUCCUUGUUAAAUUGAUAGAAGAGUUAUACGAUCAUCAAUAUCAGUUUAACAUGGUCAAUUUAUAAUUCGUAAUAAGAUAAAUAGAGAAUCUGUAUCCUGAUAAAAACAUACAGUUCCAAAAUGCUAACAAAAUAGAGACACUGUUUACAAUUCCAAAUGCUCUAUUCAUGAUAUUAUUGAGUGUUUUUGAGAAUAGUGACAAAGAAUUGAUUUAAUGUAAUCUGAUAAAUUUGAAGGAGGAGAUGGAGAUAAUGAUCGAAUUCAAUGGGAACUUUUAGGCCCAUAAAAUACUAAAGAUUUAUUAGAGUACAAAAUAUCAUAUUCGAUUGUUAGUUUCGAGUUUAUAUAUAUCCCCAAAAUUGGUGUAAUUUAUCCUAUUCUCAGAACCUCUAUGUUCGUCUAAUCUUGAUAUCUACACCUAUGAAUACGAUGACUUACUAUCGAGUGAACAUUGA